CAAGAAGCGGUGGGAAAUUUGACAGUGCGCGAAAGAUUGUUGUUCACAGUUUCACUCCGAGCAAACAUUAAUCGUGAAAAUACAAAUACGUACAUGACAUGGACCGGUACGUGUUGGUUAUAUCCUUCAGCCAAACGGAUGACGACCUAGCGGAGGAGUACUCAUGUCUGGAGCCAGUAAAGCAGAUGCAUGACAGACUUGUGGACAUCUCCACUCAGGAAUCAUCGAGAGGGAUCUCCGUGUUUCCAGCUUGUUCUCUCAGUGGCAGCCCUUCGAUUCAGAGGUGGUACUUCGCUGUUCAGGCUUGCCAAGGACUCACGCAGUUUUGCAGCUCGGACUGGGAGGAGCCGGGCUCAGGCCAUCAGAAAACUGAGAGUGGAGAGGAGAAGCCCACUGCUGUGGAGUCGUGUCUCAGUUCUCUGAGUACUCAGGAGGCACCGGACCAAAAGGCUGAUCAGCCGUCACUGACGGAGCUGUUGGAGGAGGCUGCAGAAGGACUUCAUCUACUGUCAGACAAGCUGCCACCUCCAGGUAAAGCCUUGCUGGAUGUGCUGGUGUUGGGCUCUGCCGUGCAGUCCCCUCCUAUUAAAGACCUGCUGCCUCUGCUGGGAUCCCUCAAACACAUGUCCCUCUGGCACGCUGCUGAGAUCACUGUCGUCACACAGCACACCACUGGUUGGCAGAAAGCAGCGUCUUACCUGAGUGCCAGUCUGGUGGAGCCUGGUGACCUACACACCUGUAUGGAUCCUAGAGAACUGUGGAGGGGCGGCCUGGUUAUCAGAGAGAAGAAGUAUGUGAUAACCCUGUUGUUUUUUUCUUCAUCCUCUCCUCUGUGUUUGUUUGUUUGUUUCCUUAUUUCGCUCUUUCUCUCCUCCACCCUUCUCUGUCUGUCUGUUCUGUCUGUGCAGGUCUUCCAUUACUACGCACCAGUUUUAGAUUUGGUUCAGAUGGUUAAUCUGUCGGACCUGCCCAGCUUUCUGAUGUCCACAACCCAGUUUGAACUAAGCGCGUCUGGGAAGUCGAUGAAAGCUAAACUUCUGUUGGACCAGUUGAAGUCGCUGUGUGGAAAGGUCGGAGCGUUGUUCAGCAUGUCCUGUAUAAUCACCCCCAUUGCUCAGCACGCAGCCAGCCAGCUCAGCUCGCAGCGCUGGAGAGAGUCUGUAGCCAGGAGACCAAAGUCCUUACCUGACUUGCCUGACGUAGAGCUGAAAGGUGAGAGUGCUCGCUACCUCCUCCUGGUCCAGGGCUCGGAGGACGUCGGGAUCGGAGGCUGCAGGGUCCGGAUGUUGCACUCAGACAGUCAGAUCAAUGGAGCGGCUGCCAUGGCAACCGUCUCAGGGCUGCUGAGAGAGAAGUCUCUGUCAUCAUCAUCAGGAGGCGCUGUCGGCAGCAUCUUCUACCCUCUUCCCUGUCUUCAAGGAGCCGGCCUGCUGAAGAGAGAGAAGAAGGUGGCCCAGGUUCAGACACUGGUAUUCCAAGAAUAUCUCAGACAAAAAGAAGAAGCGUCCGCUUCAACCUCAAUACCCAUCAAUGACCUGAAGGUCAUUCUGAGUCUGGCCAGGGAGCAGUAUCUGAAGAUGACUGACUCCACUCUGCCCUCUGCUGCCAACUGUCUGACAGACGAGGAGGAGAGCACAGCCGCCAACAACUCGGGUCUUCCAAACAUUUCCCACCUGCUAUCUGACUGGCCUGAGAGGAGUGUCCUCCACAACAUAGAGAACUUGCAGAGGAGAAGACAGAAGAGAAGAUUUGGUUUGUUAGGUCCGGGCUCCAGUGACAGUCUGCUGGGUCCUAAAGACAGUCAAAAGAGCUCCUCUGCAUUACUGGAUGCCAAAGAACUUCUAAAACACUUCACAUCUGAUGGCCUGCCCACUGGGGAUCUACAACUCCUGGCUAUCAAUAGAGGUAAUAACGUGUUUCAGUUGUCACCAGACCUUUCUCCCAGGAGAAUUAGCCAGAUGCCCUUCAACAAAGCCUCAGUGUCCCACUACCAUGGCAUAGAGUUCUGCCUGGACAAUCAGCGGUCCUUGGACCGGGACCAGGCCUUUGUAAAACUCCAGUCCCGUCUGAUUCGAUACGAGACCCAAACUACCUGCUCCAAGGAGCCCUGUGCCCUCCCGUUCGCCCUCAGCCCCGCCCCCUCACCUGCUGUGAUGUCAGAACCAGGAAGUGUGCCUGACGGAGAGACUCUGCAGAACGCUGAUGUAGCGCGACUCAAGCGCAGGUCGAGGGACACAGACAUUAUCGGAGGUUAUCCUCGCAAGAGGCUGGUGAAGUCAGAGAGCAGUGACUCCCUCUGUUCUCAGAGCAGUGGCAGCAGUGGGACACACCCUGCCAUUAGGUCUCUACGUCAACAGCCGAGCAGAUCUCAGUCCACAGCCUCAGGUUUGGUGACUCUUCCCCCUGCUGACAAACCUAAACCUCAGGAGCUGAAGAGCCAUUACGAAAAAGCAGAGGACAAACCUUCCAAAGAGUCACGCUCCCAGAAACACAACAGGAUGCUGCAGGAGGUAGUGGCUAAAGCGCUCAAACACCACGGGAUCACUGCCGAGCAUGAGUGCUUUGAGGCCUGCGGCAAAAGACUGUUUGAUAUCUCGAAAUUCUAUCUCAAGGAUCUGAAGACAUCUCGUGGUCUGCAUGAGGAGAUGAAGAAGGCAGCCAGCAGCAACGUCAAACAGGUCAUUGACUGGGUGUUGGAGAAGACUUCAAAGAAUUAAAGACUUAAAGAAUACGAGAGAGAGAAAAACUUCAUUUUUAUGUGAUUUAUUUUUAUUUUUAUUACAGCUAAAAGAAGGUUCCACCUUUUAUUUUACAUUUUUUUCCUAAGAGUGUUUACAUUUUAAGCCUUCUUGAUUAGUUUUGAAUUGUUACAUUAAGUCUGUUUUAAUGAAUGUAAUCCUUUAUUUAUUUUGAUCAUGUCUUCCACUAAGAUAAUCAUUUAGUGACAUAUAUUCUUUUUAGAUGUAUUAUUAUUUAUUUUUUUCAGUUUGUCUUUGUGCACAUGUCUUUCUGAUAUACUCCCACUGCUCCAGAGCCUUGAAACAGAAAAACAGAAACCUACUGAGACAGAAUGGACAUAGUGCCCUCUGCUCUCUGAGAGGCAACAAGGGCUUAAACGUUGGCUUCAAGUUGCAGUUGUCUUUUCUUUGUAGCUAUUUCCAAAUAGGAUUUUGAAUCCUUUCCCACUUCGUUCAUUUUGUUUCUAAAUACUAUAAUAAUUUCAUGGCUUUAUGAAUGUACA
Anarrhichthys ocellatus (wolf-eel) is the source of this 3241-nucleotide messenger RNA. It is a transcript of the gene mtbp, whose product is annotated as MDM2 binding protein. Gene Ontology annotation, cellular component: kinetochore. Gene Ontology annotation, biological process: protein localization to kinetochore; traversing start control point of mitotic cell cycle; regulation of protein ubiquitination. NCBI's taxonomy places the organism in Eukaryota, Metazoa, Chordata, Actinopteri, Perciformes, Anarhichadidae. The coding region runs from base 99 to 2717 and encodes 872 amino acids. The record is from RefSeq and is a predicted model, not a curated record. The transcript is spliced from 23 exons.